Messenger RNA from Pieris rapae (cabbage white), 756 nucleotides. It is a transcript of the gene Naa80, whose product is annotated as N-alpha-acetyltransferase 80. Gene Ontology annotation, biological process: protein acetylation. Gene Ontology annotation, cellular component: cytoplasm. The record is from RefSeq and is a predicted model, not a curated record. The coding region runs from base 133 to 711 and encodes 192 amino acids. Lineage: Eukaryota; Metazoa; Arthropoda; Insecta; Lepidoptera; Pieridae. Gene Ontology annotation, molecular function: N-acetyltransferase activity; acetyl-CoA binding. The transcript has 2 exons.
UCAACGUCUAACGUUAGUGAUUAGCACCAUGCACGUGGAGUAAUACCACGACGAAGUUAAAUCGUAAUAAGCUUUUAUACCUAUCUGUUAUAUUACGAUUAUUUUUUAAUGGGAAGUUAAUACUCGAGAAUCAUGACGGGUUCUGAAAUUGAUUUGCAAGUUCUACCUCUCCACAAGCAUCCUCAAUUUUUGGAAGCGUGCGUGGAAAUGAUAAAUGAAGAAUGGCCUAGAAGUAAAACUGCUCGAAUGAUGUCUUUAACGGCAUCUUGCGACAAUCUGCCCACAAGUUUAAUACUUAUAAACAACAAAAUGAAUUUACUAGGUCACGCGAAGCUUACCCGUUUGCCAAAUGUACCAAAUAGUUGUUUUGUUGAAACUGUCGUUAUAGCUAAACAUAUGCGUGGUAAGAAGCUGGGUACGUUUUUAAUGAGAAAAAUUGAAUGCUAUUGUAAAAAUGUUCUUCACUUAAAAAUGCUACAUUUAUCUACAAAGGGACAAGAAGAAUUCUACAGCAAAUUAGGGUAUGAGAUGUGUUCUCCAGUUUCUACUUAUGGCAACCCUGUCAGUAUUGUUAUUAAACCUGAUAAACCAGAGAAAGUGAAGAAAGAAAUAUGCGGAAAUAUACCCCCUCCUCCUCCAUUACCUAAGCUUCAAAGUGUUGCUAGUACUAAUAUUAAAUCAAGUAAAACAUUUAUGUUUAAAUAUUUGUAGACUCAAAAUUUAAAUGAGGCUUAUAAAUUAAGGGGCGUGUUAAAU